UGCACGCGACCUUCGUAAUUCCUACUUUCAUCUGCUCUCUGUCCACACCCAUCUUGGGGCGGAUUAUCCAACCGCGAAAAAACAGGUAAACAUCUAUUUAUAUAGACUACUACUUUAGAUUUCUUCGGUUUCUGGCGAACCGUUGCCCCGAGGUAUGCGUCUACCUGUGUUCAUUCACCACGUAUCCAUCAACAACUUGAGUCAUCGGUGUUUGCCUGGUGCAAAAUUUCAUAAUGUUGCUGCACUUCAUUCAAGCACCACGUACCGUUCACAAUGGGAACAGCGACCUCGAAGCAGUCAUUCUCAAUAUCGUCUUACUCGCCAUUACAAAAACAACCCGAGACUCCGUCGUCUCCUGUGUUGGUAGAAUGGUUCCAAGCAUCUCCACAAUGGACUUCAGACCACAAAUCGGAAUUAUUAUCACCAAAAAACAACUGCGAGGAACCCCCACACGUGCCUUUAGCAGAACUUCUGGACAAAAGUUCUGUAUUUCCGGUAAAAUUCCCCAUUGAGAGUGUUCGAUGCCACGAACUCAUCACACACAACAUUCCUGAAGACAUUCUGGAAAGAAACAUAAAUUCGGUGUAUCCAGUAAUACACGAACAUGCCCUUCAUCUAUGUGCCACGUUCCUCAUUCACCAGAAGAAAUUCGGAAACCGCGACUUCUACCAAAAUAUGUCUUUGCUGGAUCUUAUUGACAGGUUUUUAAGUAAAAGAGCGGUUUCGUUCGUUGGUGUUACGGAUCAUUACAUGCUUUUGGAUGGUAGUGAGGGAAUUGGUGGUUGGCAGGCUGUUGGUACUAAAGAUGAAAAACCACCAUUAACAAUGGAAACGUGUCUGACCUACGACGAGAUGAGAUUGUCAGCUUUUUUAUCACUAUCGUCUCACACAGUGUUUAUCAAUGACGGUAAGAGAUACAACAAAGGCAUAUUCGAAGACGAUAGAGCAAAAUUAGAGGAUGAUGGGGUUAUCAUGGGGCUAAUUGGUCCAAGAUUGCCUAGCAAACUUGUGAUGGAGCAUAGAGACAUAAUAAAGACAAAAGAACAAAACACACUCGAACAGGGAUAUGGAAACUUGACCCCUCCAACUUGGCAAGGAACGAUGUUGGAGUUCUACGGUGACACGAAUAUAACGUAUGAAGAUUAUCUUCCACAAAUGAAGACCAAUAAAGAUCGCUACUGCGAGUUAUUUGAGGACGCUUACUUUGAUAAACUAGUCUACUGUAGAAGAAUCGCCUUGUCUAUAGACACUCUUCUGAUUGAAGCUAAUGACAGAGCUAAGAAAAUGAACAAGAUGGCGUACGUGCAUGUCGUGGGUUUGGGUCUAGGAGUUUGGAGAGUUUACUGUUACCAAGAUAAAAUUUUCAUGGAGACAUUCGCACAACGACUGGAACUUCUUUCAGAGGUACUGACAAACAUCAGCGAUGUUUGUUUUGCCUAUAUCGCACACAAAGAGGCCGGUGAGUAUAAACAUGGCGACAAAUUGGGCAAUAUAAAGUUACAUAUGGAGAAUAAAAUUGGCCCUCAUAUGAAGUUAGUCGGAGAAGAGGAAGGAAAGUUGUUGGUUGUGUCUUAUGCUUGGGACUGCAAUGCCUUACCAGGCAACGAAUUUUGGUUUGGGAGUUUGCACACGAGUAGCGAUCCGGCUGCUGCAUGUUCCACCCAAGUUGCAGAACUCCACAACUGGCACAUUAACCAGAAGGCGAGUGCGAGGAAUUUAAGGGUUGCCACUUUGGAGGGUUUGGUAACGUUUCAAAAGUAUCAGGAAAUGCACAAAGAUGACUGAUAUUUAUUAUUGGAAUUGAGAUAAUUGUAAUUUAAUAUCCUGUGUUACUUUUUAUAUUAUUUUAUAAUAUACUGUUACAUAUAAGUACACAAGUAAACUAGGGUCAGUUGCGGUGUUGGUGUAUUUUUUACUAAAAAGAUUAAUAUGUAAUAUAUAAAUAAGAAAUUGAGUUAUGCCUAAUACAUGUCUAUGUCU
Molecule: messenger RNA, 1980 nt
Organism: Zophobas morio
Lineage: Eukaryota; Metazoa; Arthropoda; Insecta; Coleoptera; Tenebrionidae
Exons: 3
Coding region: 274-1785 (503 amino acids)
Source: RefSeq, a predicted model, not a curated record